Messenger RNA from Punctularia strigosozonata HHB-11173 SS5, 2968 nucleotides. RefSeq names its product SPRY-domain-containing protein. The transcript is spliced from 5 exons. Lineage: Eukaryota; Fungi; Basidiomycota; Agaricomycetes; Corticiales; Punctulariaceae. Gene Ontology annotation, biological process: cell surface receptor signaling pathway; cytoskeleton organization. The record is from RefSeq and is a predicted model, not a curated record. The coding region runs from base 332 to 2782 and encodes 816 amino acids. Gene Ontology annotation, molecular function: protein binding. Gene Ontology annotation, cellular component: cytoplasm.
CUUCGACCCCAGACUCCAGCACAGACAAAGCCUGGGGUCGUCCGAGAUCCCGCCCAUCGGCCCUUUAUCAGCCUCCAACCCGUCAUUCUGCGGGUUGCACCAGGACCAUCACCACCGGCCCCUUGCGCACACGUACAUCCACUGUUUACAGGCUAUAGUUUAAGGGCACUCGUGGUGUGAACGUUUGAACAUCGUCACUGUGACCACGACCCUGAGCAGUUCUCGUACCAUUCACCCUUACCCCGCACUUCCAUCUCGUACGACCUGACGACUUGCCCCGCGAUCGUAAUCAAUCUACACAACUGCUUUCCCUACUGUUGGAUAGCCCAAUAUGAGUCGUCCAAGCGGCACAAGCGGCUCCGUCGAACUCGCGCCCGACUUCUUCUCCGCCGGCCUGCACCUCCCAAGCGCCCGCACCUCCUACGGUUAUGCGCAACCCAUGUCAUCUUUUCAGCCUCGCAUCGUCCGCGGCUCCAACCUCACGUCUAGCUCGCACGCGGCCUCUGACGCAAUGUCCCGCAUCCGCCGUGCCUCUGGCGCCAGCGUCAACCCACCGCGCACGGCACCGCGCCGCACGUCCUCUGCCUCUCUUGCGCACACCAGCUCAGGCACGACGACGAGCCCGUACUCCCUCGUCCCCGCCUCCUCCGGUGCGGCCUCCACGCCCUCCGUUUUUCCCCCGCCCGCGUACCUGUCGCACUCCGCGCUGCGGCACCUGCUUCAGACGGAGCUCACGCCCGCGCUCCCUGCCGGCCGCUACGGCACGCUAUCCGCCUCGUCGGGGCCCACCGCCUCCGCCGUCUCCUCCGCCCGACUUAGCCUGAGCCCCAGCCCACAGCCUCCCAGCAGCCGCUUGCGCCGCGUGCAUCAGCAGCCCUUCGCGCGUUUCGCCCGCCGCACGGCGACGCCGAGCACCGAUUCGGACGACGAUUCUGUUUAUAUUGCCCCGCGCGCCGCCGGGGUCGAAGGCGGCGAGGUCGUCGAGAAGGCGGUCGCCCCCGUGCUGCGCCUCCCCACAAGAUGGUCGGACACGGAUCGACACGCGAGCUUGAGUAUCAGCGCGGACGGGCGCGAGCUCGGCUUCCACGGCCCCUCGAGCAGCGGCGAGCGCGACGCCGCGGCGGCGAGGACGAAUCAUCCGAUCCCUGCCGCGUGCGGGGUGUAUUACUUUGAGGUCGAGAUCGUAUCUAAGGGCGCUAAAGGACAUAUUUCCAUCGGUUUUUCGGCGGCGGAAGUUAGGCUGUCGCGCUUGCCCGGCUGGGAACAGCGGUCGUGGGGCUACCACGGCGAUGACGGCUAUUCCUUCGCGGCCGAGAAGAGUGGCACGAAGUACGGGCCUACAUUCGGCACGGGCGACGUCAUCGGCUGCGGCAUCGAUUUUUCGACCCAGCGCGCGUUCUACACCAAGAACGGCGCGUUCCUCGGCGCGGUGUUCGACGGCGUCGGACGCGACCCCACCGUCGAGCUCUACCCGUCCGUCGGCCUGCGCCACGCGGGCGAGGCGGUUCGCGCCAAUUUCGGGCAUGCGCCGUUCCGGUUCGACGUGGAUGAUCACGUGGCUCAGGCGCGGGAGGCGGCGUGGUCGACGAUCGGGCGGACGUUGGUAGUGCCGCAAAUCGAGGCGGGGGAGGGGGAGAGCGUGAAGGAGGAGGGUCUCGAGACGAAGGUGUGGGCGAGCGAGGACCGAGGGGCGGCGUCGAGGAGGCGGUGGGUCGUGCGCGCUGCGGGCCGGCCGGAGAGCGUGGUCAACUUGGCGAAUCCCGGUUUGGGCGCGAGCGCGGAGGAGCGUGCGGCGGAGAAGGAGGCGUUGAAGGCGCCGAUGGAUGCGCUCGUCCUUGGCUAUCUGGAACAUCACGGCUUCGUGGGUGCUGCCCGCGCGUUCAGGGCGCAGCUCUCCAGCUCGCGGGACAGCGCGGGCGCGCUGGAGAUCAAGCAGGAGGACGCGGAUGCCGUGAUGUCCGACGCCGACGCGGACGGGCCCUCGGCCCCGCCGGACGACCCGGAGAUCGCGCUCCGGACGCAGAUCGUGUCGGCCGUGUCGCGCGGCGAGAUCGACACGGCGCUGGGGCUGCUGGAGGCGCGCUGCCCUGGCGCGCUCGAGAAGCAGCGCGGGCUCGUACGGCUCAAAUUGCGUUGCCGCCGGUUCGUGGAGCUCAUGCUCGCCGUCGCGGAGCGGCUCCGGGCGGUGAAGCGCGCGCAGGCGGAGGCGGAUGUGGGGCCGGCGGAGGCGGACGGAGCGGGGCCCGCGGGGGGAAAGAUGGAUGGAUUCGGCGCGAUGGAGGUGGAUGAGCCAUCGCCGGCGCCGCUGCUUUCAUCCACGGUGCGCAUCGACGGACGCGGGAACAGCGCUCAUGGGUCGGCCACGCCCUCCGCCGUCGCCGGUGUGGACGGCGCUAGGGGCGGGCUGGAGGAGGCGAAGCGCGCGUAUGCGGCUGCGCUUGGCGACGCGCUCGCUUAUGGGCGCACGCUGCGCAUGGACCAUAGGGACGACGCGCGGGAGGAGGUGCAGGCGCUGCUGAAGCGCACGUUUGGUGUCGUUGCGUACGAGGAUCCGCUCGCGAGUGGUGUGGACCGGGCGGUGGCGGAGACCGCCGGGCCGGAGGGCCGUGCGGCGUUGGCGGCGGAGGUGAACAAGGCGGUCCUUGAAUCGCAGGGGCGCCCGGCGAUCCCGGCGCUGGAGCAGGUGUAUCGCCAGGCGGGGGCGUGUGUCGUACAACUGGGCUUGCUUGGGGUGGGCAUGGCGGCGUUCGCGGACAUGCCGCGGGAGCUCCUCGACGCUUGAGCUGGAGCUGACUUGCGACUGCCUUGAACUUCGGUAACUAUUGCUGUUGUCUGUGCCCGUAUGCUCCGCUGGAAGGUUUGACUGUAUAAUUAGCAGGAAGAGGAAAUCCCUUGUGCAACCACCGCUCGUCGUCUCGCUAUGCCCUUUGUACACUACGCCAUGCAGAUCAAUGGAAUUGUACGUAUG